AUGGUCGGCCAGCAGAGCAACCAGGAGGUGCACGCCUCCUAUCGUGAGGUCUCGGCCCUCGCCAAGUUCCCCUUUGAGCCAUACUGGCCUGAGCGUACUCUCAAGAUAUGCGUGACUGGCGCGGGCGGCUUCAUUGGUAGCCACCUGGCGAGGCGCCUGAGGUCGGAGGGCCACUACAUCGUGGCCUGCGACUGGAAGCGCAACGAGCACUUUUCGGAGGAUGAGUUCUGCGACGAGUUCCACCUGGUGGACCUGCGGCUGUUUGAGAACUGCAAAAAGGUGGUGUCCGGCUGCGACCACGCCUUCCACAUGGCGGCGGACAUGGGCGGCAUGGGCUUCAUCCAGUCCAACCACUCGGUGAUCCUCUACAACAACACCAUGAUCUCAUACAACUUCCUGGAGGCCUGCCGUCAGGCAAAGGUCCAGCGCCUGUUCUACGCCUCGUCAGCGUGCAUCUACCCGGAGUACAAGCAGCUCGACGUGGAGAUUGAGGGCGGCGGCCUCAAGGAGUCUGACGCCUGGCCGGCGCAGCCCCAGGACGCGUAUGGCCUGGAGAAGCUGGCCACGGAGGAGCUGUGCAUGCACUACGACAAGGACUUUGGUCUGGAGUGCAGGAUCGGGCGGUUCCACAACAUCUACGGGCCCCACGGGACGUGGAAGGGCGGGCGCGAGAAGGCGCCGGCGGCGUUCUGCCGGAAGGUCCUGACCAGCCCCGAGGAGAUCGAGAUGUGGGGCGACGGCAAGCAGACGCGCAGCUUCACCUACAUCGACGACUGCGUGGAGGGCGUGCUGCGCAUCACCAAGAGCGAGUUCAGGGAGCCCCUCAACCUGGGCAGCACCGAGAUGGUGUCGAUGAACGAGAUGAUGGAGAUUGUUAUGGACAUCGAGGGCAAGCAGCAAUACUGGGGAGCGGUCUGGUAG
Messenger RNA from Monoraphidium neglectum, 921 nucleotides. RefSeq lists its product as hypothetical. Lineage: Eukaryota; Viridiplantae; Chlorophyta; Chlorophyceae; Sphaeropleales; Selenastraceae. The transcript is spliced from 8 exons. The coding region runs from base 1 to 921 and encodes 306 amino acids. The record is from RefSeq and is a predicted model, not a curated record.